CAGAAGCGCAGGACAGAAGGACGAUGAUGCGGGUCUCUAGCGCUGGGACCGGCUGAUCAGACUCAUCGAUAACAGUGAUCUACAACCGAUUUCACAUAUUGGAAGGAAGGCAUUUGAAAGCAAGCACCUUAAAUACUGGACAUCUGACUUCUCUGUGGUGUGCCAGCCCUCUGUGGUCUCCCCAUGCCUCCCUCUCCUCUUGACGACAGAAUUGUGGUGGCGCUGCCAAGGCCGAUACGACCUCAGGAACUCCGACUCUGCCUGGACACCAGCUACCUGGAAACCACCGUGGGCGCCGUCGGUAAGUCGACGGUAAUCAAAAGCACCACCGUGGUGAAGAUCCAGGCGACUAAGCUAUCGUAUAUGCCCUCGUCCAGCGGCUCCACGCGCUCGCUCACGUGUGGAUGCAGCAGUGCCAGCUGUUGCACGGUGACGACCUACGAGAAAGAUGGACAGACCCAGAAACUGAGCCAGGUCAGUGCAAGCAGCCCCAACUUGAACUCCGCAGUCAGUUAUGGCGUCCACGGAAGUUCUCAAACGGCGAUGGUGGGCCACAGCGAGGCCUACAGCGCGCCCAGUCUCACCUCCAGCCUGGGCAGGGGUGGUUUGCGGGUCAUCCACCCCAAUGAGCUGGCCAAGAAGCUGACGCAUUGCCCCAUGGGCCACCCCAUUGGCCCGGUGCCCGUCAUUAUUGACUGUCGGCCAUUUAUGGAGUUUAACAAGAGUCAUAUUAGGGGUGCGGUGCACAUCAACUGUUCAGACAAGAUCAGUCGCAGGCGACUCCAGCAAGGGAAGAUCACGGUGCUGGAUCUCAUUUCUUGCCGUCAGAGUAAAGACUCCUUCAAGGGGAUUUUUUCCAAAGACCUUGUGGUGUACGACGAAACCACGGUAGACCCAGGGCGGUUAACCCCCUCUCAGCCCCUUCAUGUGGUCCUGGAGUCUCUGCGAAGAGAAGGGAAGGACCCAAUCAUACUUAAAGGAGGUCUCGCUGGUUUCCGUCAGAAUCAUGAUGAUCUGUGUGAACACUCUCUCCACCUGGAGGAAGGGCAGGACGGCAGUACCACAGUGGGCCUGUCGGGGGCGCUACCUCACUCUCUGCCCUCCACACCUGAUAUAGAGAACGCCGAGCUGACGGCCAUCCUCCCCUUUCUGUUCCUCGGUAACGAGCGGGACGCUCAAGAUCUGGAGCAAAUGCAGCGGAUGAACAUCGGUUACAUCCUGAACGUCACCACACACCUGCCGCUGUUUCAUUAUGACCAAGGACACUUCAACUACAAGCGUUUGCCCGCCACCGACAGCAACAAACAGAACCUGCGGCAGUACUUCGAAGAGGCCUUCGAGUUUAUAGAAGAAGCCCAUCAGGCGGGACGGGGGCUCCUCAUCCACUGCCAGGCUGGCGUGUCGCGAUCGGCCACCAUAGUCAUCGCUUACCUGAUGAAACACACCUGGAUGACGAUGACGGACGCCUACAAGUUCGUCAAAUCCCGACGGCCGAUUAUCUCCCCCAACCUCAACUUCAUGGGUCAGCUUUUAGAGUUUGAAGAAGACCUUAACAACGGCGUCACUCCACGUAUACUCUCGCCCAAACUCAGCGGCGUUGAGACGGUUGUAUAGUUUGGUAAGAGAGGCCUACGGGAUGUUACAGUCAGUACAAGAGGACUUAUUUUGGGCUAAAGGAAGAUUUCCAAUCAGUAAAUCCUUUAACAUUGCCAUUUUAAGGCAAUUUAACAUCAUUGUCAACCCAUAGGAUGAGAUUGUUUGGACAAGGGUUGAACAGAGGAUGAGGAAAAUCCUCGCCGGUCCCGUCAGAGACAAACACUGUGAUACGGUCGUACGUUGGUAAUUCGGCCACUGGUGCUGCCUGAAGCCCCCAAAGGAGUCUGGCUUUUCGCCUGUCUGAAAAGAUGAAGGCUUGUUUGUUGUUCCAACGUUCUUAUUCUAUUUUUAUACCGGAGAGCGACCACUGGCAUGGCGAUGACCCGCUAACAGUGGCUUCACUGUGCAAUAAUUUCAGAGGGGAAUGCAACCAGAGGCGUGAUGUUUGUGUAUAUAAAGACUUACAGGCGUCCUAGUUUUAUACAUUAUUUUUGUGUUUUCUUAUCGCUCUUUUCAUUCGAGUUCAGUUUAACGGUGAUCAUCUGUUUGGCAGAUGACCUUUAUGACGUCAUCAAAGCAUUUAUCAUGCAUAAAAACACCCCAAGCCAGCUUUAUGUACGGUAUGUUUGUGGCUGUGUGUAUUUGUCUUUGUUUUUAUCAACUUGUUAUGCAAUUUAAUUUGAAAGUCCAUUAAAGGAAUAUUCCGGGUUGAAGUUGAGCUCAGUCGACAGCAUUUGGGGCAUAAUGUUGAUUACCACAAAUAACAAUUUCGACUUGUCCCUCCUUUUCUUUAAUAAAAGCACAAAUGUGUGUUAUAGUGACACACUUACAAUGGAAGUCAAUGUGUAAACAUUAAAAUACAGAAAUGAGAAUGAGGGGAAAAUAUGAAUUCCCUCUUUUGAUUUUGGGGGCGAAGUAUGAUCCUGACAUGCUGUCGGCAGGGGGCGGAUUACCAACCAGGCCAAUGGGGCCAGUGCCCAGGGACCCUUGGCCCUGGGGCUUUAAGUCUGCCCGAUCUAGUUUGGUGACC
Molecule: messenger RNA, 2626 nt
Organism: Xyrauchen texanus (razorback sucker)
Lineage: Eukaryota; Metazoa; Chordata; Actinopteri; Cypriniformes; Catostomidae
Gene: dusp10
Product: dual specificity phosphatase 10
Exons: 4
Coding region: 184-1614 (476 amino acids)
Biological process (GO): protein dephosphorylation; negative regulation of JUN kinase activity
Cellular component (GO): cytosol; cytoplasm
Molecular function (GO): MAP kinase tyrosine/serine/threonine phosphatase activity; protein tyrosine/threonine phosphatase activity
Source: RefSeq, a predicted model, not a curated record